UAAGAGCGGUGGGGUGUGGGCUCGUGAACUCAAAGGGAAACUGACGAGUCCAACUGUUUGGUUGGUACUUAAAAUACGAAUAGAUGGACUUCUAAACCAAACAUUGAAGGAUUGAGAAGACACUCGGCAGGAAGGCGGGGCUUGGGGACCUGGAUGCGGUCGUCAUGGUGAAGGAUGUUCCGAAAGGUCAAGAAGCGCCACAGCAGCAGCAGCUCGCAGAGCAGCGAGAUCAGCACCAAGAGCAAGUCUGUUGACUCCAGUUUUGGAGGACUCUCCAGAUCCAGCACGGUUGCCAGCCUCGACACAGAUUCCAACAAGAGCUCAGGGAACAGUACAUCCGAAACCUGUGCAGAAUUUCGGGUGAAGUAUGUGGGAUCAAUUGAGAACUUGGAGUUUGAGAUGAGCAGGAGCCUCCAGGAACCUCUGGAUCUCAUCAACUACAUAGACGCAGCUCAGCAAGAUGGAAAACUUCCUUUUGUUCCUGGAGAUGAGGAAAUGAUUCUGGGAGUGUCUAAGUAUGGAGUCAAAGUGGCCUCGCUGGACCAGUGUGAUGUGCUGCAUCGACACCCUCUCUACCUGAUCGUACGCAUGCUGUGCUACGAUGACGGCCUGGGCGCGGGGAAAAACCUCUUGGCUCUGAAAACCACUGACGCCAAACAAGAGGAGUGCAGCAUUUGGGUGUACCAGUGCAGCAGCUCGGAGCAGGCUCAGUCCAUCUGCAGGGUGCUGUCCACCUCUUUUGACUGCGCGCUGGUGUCCGACAAGUCUUGAGGAGCGAACGUCCAGCAAAAGCUGCUCAGGAGAAGCUGAAACGGCUGCAAAACUAGCAGCAGGUUUGCUGCCUUGUGGCUAAAACCCUUUUUCUCCCUGCCUUCUUUAAAGCAUUUUCAAACCAUCCUCCAUCUCAGACUGAGCUAAUGUGAACUUUUCUGCAUCUUUUUGAUGGAACUCAUGGGCUUGCAACACAAUUACUGGCUUUUUGGUGUCAUCUCUAGUGGGAUGGCAUGGUACUUAAUGUUACAUUUGUCUGGUUGAACUAUUUUAUAUAUAUUAUCAAACCUUUAUUUAGAUAAUUAAAAUGAUGUUCAGAAAAGAAUCUGCAUCGUAGACAGAUUUGACUGAUGUCCCCUCUUGGAGGAAGAGGAAGCCUCUCAGUCUUUUUCAGGCCAUUAUCUUUGUCUGUGUGUGUUUUGUGUUCUUAACAGUAGUGGUACAUGAACAGUCACUUUCUUACUGAAAAGAAUGUCACAAACGACCUUUAUCUGUCCAACACUCCUGUACGCUGCCAGUUUUUCUGGAUUUGUGUUUGACUUUUAAGGUGAGUUUCAACAUGAGCUAACCAAAUGCUUGAUGAUUUUUUUUCCUUUUUGUGAUUUUUUAAUAGCUUUUCUGACAUCCUGUACAUCCUAAUAAGUUGUUUGUAUAUAUUUGUUUACAGUCAUGCUUCUUACUUGACACCUUUUUAAAUAAUGUCUGGUUUCUACCAUCCGUUUGUGAUCUAGAUGUACAGAAAAAUAUGCAAACUUGUGUGUUUUGCUCCAUUAUAAAACAGGAAUGAUUCUGAAUAAACCAGAGGUAUAAAAAAAUCA
Oryzias latipes (Japanese medaka) is the source of this 1589-nucleotide messenger RNA. It is a transcript of the gene itgb1bp1, whose product is annotated as integrin beta 1 binding protein 1. Gene Ontology annotation, molecular function: integrin binding. Gene Ontology annotation, cellular component: cytoskeleton; cell periphery; lamellipodium. The record is from RefSeq and is a predicted model, not a curated record. Gene Ontology annotation, biological process: negative regulation of substrate adhesion-dependent cell spreading; negative regulation of focal adhesion assembly. NCBI's taxonomy places the organism in Eukaryota, Metazoa, Chordata, Actinopteri, Beloniformes, Adrianichthyidae.